AUGCCCUCAUACCUCGCCGACGAUAACGCGCUGGUAGAUUCUCCCCAUCUCGACUUUCUUCAGCUCAGCCAUCACGACAAAUUUGCGCUCGCCUCGGAUAAAAUUGCAGCCCAUACUCAUGUCCUCGACCACUCGAGGCCCGACCACACGACCGAGAGCCUCGAUGGGAGCUCCCUGAUCUCUACCCACGACUCAGACGCCUCUGGAACGCGUGCAAUGAUGCCCAACGAAAAUGGCAAUGGCACUCGACCAACGAGCAUGAACUCGUACACAAACGACGACGCGCGCGACACGCACCCGACCGUUUCCAAUGGCCUUACUAACGGCGAAUUUUCCCUCCCCGACCGAACUGCUCCUCAAUUAUCUGCACAGAAUGGCCACUUCGCUCAAAAUGGCGACGCCAAGCAAUCUCCUCAAAUACCUUCGGCCCCUCUCCACCAGCCACCCAAUCCUCCAAACCGCGCUUCAACCGUCACGCUAGACCACGACGAACAACCGCCUAUACCCAUCGAAAAGGAUUUUGCUCCCGCUCCAGCGGCAGUCGCCUCAUCUAGUCUAGUCGACGUCAGCCGGGGCGCCGAACCGGUCUCUCCAAAGCCUGCUGGCCACCGUUUCUCUUCCCCCCCAGCUUACCAACCUGGCAAUACCUCGUUGAACUCAUCGUCCUCCGGUCACCUCAUUCCACCGACUCAGCCGCCAGUUCUGAAGCAGCGGCAUACUCUCGAGGUUCCCAAAUCCAAUCGGCCUUCUAAAGAUGGGCAGGACGCGGCCUUGGCAACCGGCCGAUUCUCCCCGACAUCUGCUGUGUCCGGGACACGACGUGCCUCCAUGAACUUGGGCCGUAGAGCGACCCGUUCAGGAUUCUCUGACAUGCCCCGCGACGAGGUAGCUCCGGACGAGGACGCCGCUAGGUGGGCCGAAGCCAUUCGCCAGAAACGAGCUAGCAAGCGCAGGCGUAAGGAGGAGGAAGACGACGACCGCGUCCUCGUUGGCACAAAGGUUGACGAAAGCCAUGCCAAUUGGGUCACAGCCUAUAACAUGUUAACUGGAAUCCGCGUCUCCGUUUCCAGAACGAAUGCCAAGCUCGACCGUGAGCUUACAGACGCCGACUUUGAAGCCAAGCAAAAGUCGACUUUCGAUAUCACCGGAAACGAGCUGGUACCUUCGGCCAAGUAUGAUUUUAAAUUCAAAGAUUACGCCCCGUGGGUAUUCCGGCGCCUACGUGCUCUCUUUCGUCUCGACCCCGCCGACUACCUCAUGUCUCUCACCGGCAAGUACAUCUUGUCUGAGCUCGGUUCGCCCGGCAAGAGUGGCAGCUUCUUCUACUUUUCCAGAGACUACAAGUACAUUAUUAAAACGAUUCAUCACUCUGAACAUAAGUUUUUGAGGAAGAUUCUUAAAGAUUACUAUACUCACGUUCAGCAAAACCCCAACACUCUACUCUCCCAGUUCUACGGACUGCACCGCGUCAAGAUGCCCUACGGUAAGAAGAUUCACUUUGUCGUCAUGAACAACCUCUUUCCGCCGCACCGUGAUAUUCAUACCACCUUCGAUUUGAAGGGAUCCACAGUUGGGCGAAAUUAUAAAGAGGAGGACUUGGAACAGAACCCGAGAGCGACCUUGAAAGACCUCAACUGGCUGCGCAGGAAGCGACACUUGGAACUGGGUAUUCAGAAGAAGAGAAUGUUCUUGGAACAGCUGCGCGCUGACGUGGUGCUACUGAAGCGCCUGCAAAUCAUGGACUAUUCUCUGCUCGUUGGUAUCCACGACGUGUCUCGUGGCAACGAAGAAAACCUGCGUGACAAGACACUGCAAGUCUUCAACCCGGGCCGCGAAAAAUCCAUGGAUGAGGAGCCGCCAAUGGGUCUGCACCGGACGCCUUCCAAGCUAGAGACUGCGCGCAAAGCCCGUGAACUGCGUCAGAUGAUCCGACAGGAGCGUCCCAUCCCUAUGGGCCAAGCUAUUGAUAAGAUGCCCGACGAGCUUGGCGAGAGCCACAGCCGCCCCGGAUUUGUCUUCAACCAGGACGAUGGCGGUUUCCAAGCCACUCAUGAAAACAACGAUCCCGCCGAUGAGAUUUACUACCUUGGUGUCAUUGAUUGCCUUACCCACUACGGUAUAAUCAAGAAGAUUGAGCACUUUUGGAAGGGCCUUUCCAGCGACAGAACACAGAUCUCCGCUCUACCUCCAGAUCAAUACGGCGAUCGCUUCUACAACUUUGUAGAGGGUAUUACCAUGUCCAGCGAGGAGGCACAAAGAGAGGAAAUUCGACGCGAGCAGGAGGCGAUGGAAGCACGUCUAUCAGGCGAGACGCCGGGCAGAAGGAAUAAGCAUUCAAUUCCGCCCAUGCCGACGCACCUUCCUCCGCUGCCACCCGGCGCUCAACAUCAAGAGCCCAGAGACACGAUAGACAUGGCAAAGAAGGAGGCGCAAAAGAGGCUGAGCUUUGAGGCGCAUCCGCCAGAGCGAACGAUUAAGACUGUGUCUGUUCCGGCGGAAAACCGCAGCUCAACGCAACACGACCGCGUCUUACCUGUGGUGGAAGAGCUGGGUGAAAGCAGCCGCGACGAGAUCAACGGUCAUGGUAGAGACAACGACAUGUCGGCGCCGACGCGAGCAGCCCCUCCGCCACCGGCAAAAGACGACGACCUCGAAGAUGCCGGCCAACCACGCACGUAUAGCCGCGGGAGUUUGGACAAGAAGCUCCCGCCGCUGCCUAGGGAAGCGGCGGAUCAGCGCAACGGGGUGGCCUAG
Molecule: messenger RNA, 2754 nt
Organism: Cordyceps fumosorosea ARSEF 2679
Lineage: Eukaryota; Fungi; Ascomycota; Sordariomycetes; Hypocreales; Cordycipitaceae
Product: phosphatidylinositol-4-phosphate 5-kinase its3
Exons: 2
Coding region: 1-2754 (917 amino acids)
Biological process (GO): phosphatidylinositol metabolic process
Molecular function (GO): phosphatidylinositol kinase activity
Source: RefSeq, a predicted model, not a curated record